AUGGAGAACGGAAACAUCAGCCAGGGCGAGGGUAAGGACCCCUCCAGCUUCCUCAGCGACAUCAUCGGCAACCCCGUCACUGUGAAGCUCAACUCGGGCGUCGUCUACAAGGGUGAGCUGCAGUCUGUUGACGGCUACAUGAACAUCGCGCUGGAAAAGACUGAGGAGUACGUCAACGGCGUCAAGAGGCGGGCGUACGGCGACGCGUUUGUGAGAGGAAACAACGUCAUGUACAUCUCCGCGGACUCGUGA
This is a messenger RNA of Colletotrichum siamense, 252 nucleotides long. RefSeq names its product U6 snRNA-associated Sm-like protein LSm6 (gene LSM6). Lineage: Eukaryota; Fungi; Ascomycota; Sordariomycetes; Glomerellales; Glomerellaceae. Gene Ontology annotation, molecular function: RNA binding. The transcript is spliced from 3 exons. Bases 1 to 252 code for a protein of 83 amino acids. Gene Ontology annotation, cellular component: sno(s)RNA-containing ribonucleoprotein complex; U6 snRNP; U4/U6 x U5 tri-snRNP complex. The record is from RefSeq and is a predicted model, not a curated record. Gene Ontology annotation, biological process: maturation of SSU-rRNA; mRNA splicing, via spliceosome.